Molecule: messenger RNA, 969 nt
Organism: Plenodomus lingam JN3
Lineage: Eukaryota; Fungi; Ascomycota; Dothideomycetes; Pleosporales; Leptosphaeriaceae
Cellular component (GO): cytosol
Molecular function (GO): 3'-5'-DNA exonuclease activity
Source: RefSeq, a predicted model, not a curated record
AUGUCCUCAGAAGCUCCCCAGCCAGCCCCAGCAGCCAAACCAAUCCGAUACAUUGAUAUUGGCAUCAACUUCACCGAUCCUGUCUUCCAUGGCCUCUAUCACGGCACCCAACGCCACGCCUCCGACUUCCCCUCUAUCCUGCAACGCGCCCUAGAUGUCGGCUGCCAGAAAUUCAUGGUCACCGGCUCCGACCUCGCCGAAUCCAAACACGCCAUUGAAAUCGCAAAAGCCCAGCCAGGCCUCUGCUACGCAACCGUAGGCGUCCACCCUUGUUCCGCACACCAAUUCGACACCUAUCCCGGUGGACCCGGCGCCCUGUUAUCCGCCUUGAAAGAAGUGGCCCUGGACGCAAAAGCAACGGGUCACGCCGUGGCCUUUGGCGAAAUCGGCCUCGACUACGAUCGCUUGUUUCUCACGCCCAAGGAGCAACAGCUCAAGUACUUUGAAGCCCAGCUCGAGCUGGCAGUGGAAUUGCAACUCCCGCUCUUUCUGCACUCGCGCGCUGCAAGCGAGGAUUUUGAGCGCCUGCUGACGGCCAAGCUCGAGUCGUUGCCCAAAAGAGGAUUGGUUCAUAGUUUUACCGGCACGGUUGAGGAGAUGCAGAGACUGGUGGAUUUGGGCUUUGAUAUUGGGGUGAAUGGGUGUAGUAUGAAAACACCCGAAAACAUCGCCGUAGCCCAGAAAAUCCCCCUCUCGCACCUACAUCUCGAAACCGACGGUCCGUGGUGCGAAAUGCGACCCUCGCACGCCUCGGCCGCCUAUCUCAAGGACGCGCCACCGCUCCCCAAGGCGGUCAAGAAGGAGAAGUUUGUAGAGGGGUGCAUGGUCAAGGGGCGGAAUGAGAGCGUGGCCAUUACUCAUGUUGCGUGGGCGGUUGCGGGGAUCAAGGGCGUCAGUGUCGACGAGGUGGCGGAAGCGGCAUGGAGGAAUUCGGUCAAGAUGUUUGGGUUGGGAGAGAAGGUGGAGUAA